AUGAGCCAGUCAACAGAGUCGAAGCUGCCAUACAAAUCAAUGGAAGCAUUCUUUUCGCAUGGUGUGAAUGGUAUGCUACUGAACGCUGCGCUUGACUGUUCGAUCUGUCGAGAGCCGCUUGCCAUCACCCUCGAACAAGGAGGCUGCGCCGCACAGUCCCUUCCCUCUUCAGCCGUGCUAAGUAUGGUUCACACCUCAGUCAAUUUCGAAGAGAGCAAUGAUCUGGAGUCAUCCAGCAACGAACCCACGACAGCAGCAUUCACUGACAACAGCGUUGGACCAGAACAGGCGGUCCGCAUCUCGCCGUGCAACCACACUUUCGGUCGCACCUGCAUCGAGGUGUGGUUCACAACCUCCAAGUCCAACCGCUGCCCCGAGUGCAACCAAGAGCUCUUUCCACAACGACACAUAGAGCUCUUCUUGCGCUUCCCGACCCGCGCAAUGCGCCUUGAAUUCGCCGACUACAUCGAGCAAUUCUGCGGCGACUCGGAAACUGCGGGUCAGAUUAGAGUGGCUUUGAUGAGCGAUUGGACAAGAUCAUUGAUUCGUGAGCUCGCAAUGGAACUGUGGCGGCAGCAGGGAUACGACGUCGAAUACCGGUACGUCGGCGACGCAGAAGCUGGAGAAGAGGAAGAAGAAAUUGAGGUCGAGGACAUGAACGAGGAUGAAGAAGAGGAGACUAAUGAGAUGGAAACUGAUGAGUCUGACAGCGACGACAGCAAAGAGGCUGAAUGCGGCGUGGUAGAACAGGCUUGA
Didymella exigua CBS 183.55 is the source of this 756-nucleotide messenger RNA. RefSeq lists its product as uncharacterized. Bases 1 to 756 code for a protein of 251 amino acids. The record is from RefSeq and is a predicted model, not a curated record. Lineage: Eukaryota; Fungi; Ascomycota; Dothideomycetes; Pleosporales; Didymellaceae. The transcript has a single exon.